ACCAGCUUCUGUCUAAAGUCCAUUCACUGCACCUUCAGUUAAGCGCCAGCAGCUCUGGAGAAUGGGUGGUAAAAGGGCUGAAAGAUGGAGUGAAUGAGGGUGGCGAGACUGAUACGACAUGCACUUCGCAGACAGGUAAGAGAGAAGGAACGGGAUAACCUCUUCACUCAAGUCACGUGGUGCAUUCUGGGACCACGAGGCGUUUGGCAGAAGUUCCCAGUAGAGGCGAAUCAUAAGCUUGAGAGAGCGGAUGUAAAUGAUGGGAUUGUGGAUGCACAGAGUGUGAAAUGGACUGUGGAUUUGAGGAAAAUGGAGGCCACGGCAUGUGUUUCAGGACAGGUGACUGCUCUCAAACGCCUGGAGAACCUAUCAGAUUUCUCUUUGCCCAUCUACUGGGACAACAUGAGACAAAAUGAGCAUUUAAAAGUGGUUGCUUUGGAUCCGCAAUCAACAGAGUACCAGACAGUGAAGGCAGAUUUCAAGAAGACCGUCAAACAGACUGUGCUCAAGAUCGAGCGCAUCCAGAACAUCAAUCUUCGGCGGUUAUAUGAGGCACGUAAAUCAGAGCUGGAGAUCAAGAAUGAUCCAACUGUGGGAGCAGGAGAGAAAAUCCUUUAUCACGGCUCAGCACAGGCGUCCUGCUCAUCCAUCAUGAACACAAACUUCAACCGCAAUUUUGCUGGGCAAAAUGCCACCGUCUACGGUCAUGGGACGUACUUUGCAGUGAACGCCAGCUACUCUGCUAAUGUGACCUAUGCAGCUCCUGCAGCAGACGGGACUCAGCUGAUGUUUGUGGCUCGUGUGCUCACGGGUCAUUAUACUCAAGGUCUUGGGAACAUGAAGACGACCCCUGUCCGUGUUGCUUUAGGCCAGCUCUAUGACAGUGUGGUAGAUAACAUCCAGAAUCCCACAAUGUUUGUAGUUUUUCAUGACUGUCAGGCUUAUCCUGACUACCUCAUUACAUUCAAGUGAACUUAAACAACAAUCAGCCUUAGCUUGGAUGGUUUAUAAGUAAACUGCAUGGUUUAUAGGUAUAAAGUUACCCAUCAGAUUGACAUUGUGCCCCAACGUUGUGGAACGUUGCAUUUUGUUUGGAAAUGAAAAUCGGAUUGGCGUCAGAACCCAACGUCAGGCUGACGUCAAUGUCCAAUGUUGGACAGACGUUGCAUUUUGGUUACUUUCCAACGUAAUUAAAAAACAACAAAAUAUCAACGUCUAAUGAUGUUACAGCUUGACGUUGUGUGGACCAAUAUGAUGUCUAUCAGAUGUUGGAUUUUGGUUGCCAUACCUGACGAAUAAAUGUCAGUAUUUGACGUCAACAUGACGUUGGUUUAAGAUGUUGGCUCAACUCUGGAUUUUGGUUACUUUUCAACACAACGUAAAAUCUAUAAAGUCUCAACGUCAUUUCACACCUUUAUUGGAUGUCAAAAUUACGUUGUCAUUAGACGCUGGCGACCUAAAUCUAACCGAAUAUUAACGUCUAAUGACGUUGUGUGUCUCCUGGGUAAACACUUCAGUUU
Molecule: messenger RNA, 1520 nt
Organism: Danio aesculapii
Lineage: Eukaryota; Metazoa; Chordata; Actinopteri; Cypriniformes; Danionidae
Product: protein mono-ADP-ribosyltransferase PARP15-like
Exons: 5
Coding region: 94-972 (292 amino acids)
Biological process (GO): negative regulation of gene expression
Cellular component (GO): nucleus; cytoplasm
Molecular function (GO): transcription corepressor activity; NAD+ poly-ADP-ribosyltransferase activity
Source: RefSeq, a predicted model, not a curated record